Molecule: messenger RNA, 449 nt
Organism: Ostrinia nubilalis (European corn borer)
Lineage: Eukaryota; Metazoa; Arthropoda; Insecta; Lepidoptera; Crambidae
Exons: 2
Coding region: 20-418 (132 amino acids)
Source: RefSeq, a predicted model, not a curated record
CAGUCAUAUCUAAUCCAAGAUGGCGUAUAAAGUACUUGCGUUGAUCUGCCUUCAAGCUGUUUUGUUACAGCAAGCUUUAAGCUUCCCCACAUCGAAAAGCUCAAACGUACCAGUAACCACCAGCGUGGUUCCCAGCACAGUCCUAUCUGGUACCGCAUCGCAGCUGGUAGCUCCUGGCUUCUCGCCCAACUGGCCUGCCAGUGCCCAAAACGUGCCGUUGGUCACUGAGAUUCUGCCAAGUCUUCAGCUAGGAGAGAUGUCAGUAGACGGGGAAAUGCCAGUGGGUGGUAUGAUCAAGAUCACCGGCACAUUCCCAGUUUUCGGCAAUAUCGCAGUAGAUGGCUCUGUGCCCUCACAUGGUACUGCCUAUGUGGACACCGCUAAUGUGUUCGCUAACGAGUGCGCUUGUUUUAAUUAGGUUUUAGUUAAUAAAUGUUUUGUUGAAUUUA